This is a messenger RNA of Peromyscus californicus insignis, 644 nucleotides long. RefSeq names its product FKBP prolyl isomerase 2 (gene Fkbp2). The transcript has 6 exons. Gene Ontology annotation, biological process: protein peptidyl-prolyl isomerization. The coding region runs from base 138 to 560 and encodes 140 amino acids. Lineage: Eukaryota; Metazoa; Chordata; Mammalia; Rodentia; Cricetidae. Gene Ontology annotation, molecular function: peptidyl-prolyl cis-trans isomerase activity. The record is from RefSeq and is a predicted model, not a curated record.
AUGGAGAUGGGGACCGGGAGGAAGGGAAGGUCUGGUAUUGAGUAAAGGGGCGGGGCCCUGGCUGCUGUGGCCUCCCCUGACCCCCUCCCCUCGCUGCUGGGGUCCUCGGCCAAGCCCCCUUCUCACUGGACUGAGACAUGAGGCUGAGCUGGGUCCUGACAGUACUGUCCAUUUGCCUGAGUGCCCUGGGCACAGCCACGGGGGCCGAAGGCAAGCGGAAGCUGCAGAUUGGAGUGAAGAAACGUGUGGACCACUGUCCCAUCAAGUCUAGAAAGGGAGAUGUCUUACACAUGCACUACACGGGGAAGCUAGAAGACGGGACGGAGUUUGACAGCAGUCUACCACAGAACCAGCCCUUUGUUUUCUCCCUCGGCACUGGUCAGGUCAUCAAGGGCUGGGACCAGGGGCUGCUGGGGAUGUGUGAAGGGGAAAAGCGGAAGCUGGUGAUCCCAUCUGAGCUGGGGUAUGGAGAGCGGGGAGCUCCCCCAAAGAUCCCAGGUGGAGCAACCCUGGUGUUUGAGGUGGAGCUACUCAAGAUUGAGCGACGUUCAGAACUGUAGCAGGCUGCAGAGGGGCAGGAGACCCCUGUCAGGGACCAGAUUGCUUCCAAACAAAACAAAACAAAACAACCUUUAAAACCCCAA